CUACUCGGCUUUCUUCCCCUCCUCAUCCCGUACAAAAAUGUAAACCGGCGGUGCCUUGGCCACCACCACAUAGAGCAUCGCCCCCAGCAGAGGAACGAGGCACACCACCAUGUACCAGCACCACCACGCAGACAGCAGGGGGUGCUUGACCGUCCACCUGCACCUCCAACCACACCAGACAGACACAGACAAAGUCUCCUUUGUGUCGGUGCGUUUGUAUGUGUGUACCCAGAGUACAUGGCCAGCUCCAUGGCGGCCAGCCCGACAAAGAACACAGGCCACCCAGCCGUCCUGUGCACCUUCUUGACCACCACUGACACGCUCCUCGGCAGAAAUCCCCUGCCAUAAUAGUACAGAGCGCCUCCCAUGCUCGCGGCAGCCAUUGCCAGGAAGGCGGCCAGGCCCACCCACGAGUGAUAGGUGGUGAAGUGGGGCUUCUUGUUGAUCUGCUUGUUGUAAUAGAUACACGCGAAACCUGAUGGAUGGAUGGAAGAGCAGCUCAUGCACCACCACACGCACGACACGAGCAGGUCGGUGAGUGAAUGGCGAGAAUGAAUGGCCUCACACCUUACCGAUGCUUAUUGCCACGACCGUGGCAGCAUUGAGCAUGGCGUGUGAGAAGUCCCUGGUAGCGCCGCGCAGUGCAGUGAAGCUCAAGAGGCUGAGGGGCAGCAGCAGGCCGACGGCAGAAGCCAUGCCGAUGACAUGGCCGCUGAAGAUGGACACAUUGGGCUCCACUGCUGCAAUCACCAAAUUGGCUGUCAGCCUGAAAGACAGACAUACACGGCAAAGAGCGCAUGACUCGCGGCAUGAGUGAACCACUGAUGGAUCCCGUGUGUGUGUGUGUGUGUGUGUGUUGGCAGGUAUGUGCUUUGCUGGAGAUCCUGCCUCAUGCGGGAGUACCCGAUGCAUGACGCACAGAGCCCUCCGUAGCGCCUCAAAGCGGAUGGAUUCAGCUUCCACUUCACUCGCUUGGACGAAUCAUUCAU
This is a messenger RNA of Vitrella brassicaformis, 989 nucleotides long. NCBI's taxonomy places the organism in Eukaryota, Vitrellaceae. The record is from the annotation of a GenBank genome assembly.